This is a messenger RNA of Knipowitschia caucasica, 14568 nucleotides long. The record is from the annotation of a GenBank genome assembly. Lineage: Eukaryota; Metazoa; Chordata; Actinopteri; Gobiiformes; Gobiidae.
AUGGUGGUGUUGUGGUUUGUGUGGGGUUUGGUGGGUUGGGUGGUGGGUGGUGGGGGUGGGGGUGGGGGGUGGGGGGGUGGUGGUGGGGGUGUGUUUGGGGGUUGGGUGGGGGUGGGGGGUGUGGGGGGGGGGGUUGUGGGUGGUGGGGGGGGGGUGUGGGGGGGUUGGGUUGGGUUGGGGUGGUGUUGGUUUGUGGGUGGGGGGGGUGGGGGUUGGUUUGUGGUUGGGGGUGGGUGUGGAUUUGUUUGGGUGGGGGGGGGUGGUUUAGUGGUGUGGUGGUUGUGGGGUUAUUGGAGGGGGUGGUGUGGGGGGGGGUUGGGUGGGGGGGGUAGUGGUGGGUGUGGGUGUGGUGUUUGUUUGUGGGGAUGGGGUGUGGUGAUUUUGGUUUGGGGGGGGUGGUUGUUUGGGGGGAUGGUUGAUUUGUGGUGGUUUGGGUGUUGGGUGGGGGUUUGUGGUGUUGUUGGGGUUUUUGUUGGGUUUGUUUUGGAUUUUGGGAGUGGGAUUUUGUUAGUGGUGGGGGGGGGGGGGUUUUUGGGUGUUUGGGUGUUUGGGUUUUUUUUGGUGAGGGUGUUUUUGUGGGGCUUUGUUUUGGGGGGGGUUUUUGUGUGGGGGGUGUGGGGAGUUGGGGGGGGUUUUGGUUUGGGUUUGUGGUGGGUAUUGUGGGGGUGUGUAGGGGGGGGGGGUGUGUGGGGGGGGUUGGGGUGUUGGGGUGGGGGGGGGGUGGGGGUGGGUUGUGUGGGGGGGGGGGGGGGGGGUGUUGGGUUGGUGGUGGUUGUUUGGGUGGGGGGUGGGGGGGUGGUGGGGGGUGUUUUGUGGGUUGUGGGUUGUGGGGGGUUGUGUUGUGGGUGGGGGUGGUUGGGUGGUGGUGUGGGGGUGUGGGGGGGGGGGGGGUGGUUGUGGGGGGGGGUGGUGGGGGGGGGGGUGGGGGUGGGGGGGUGUUGUGGGUGGGGGGGGGGGGUGGUGGUUAGUGGGGGGGGGGGGGGUGGGUGGGGGGGGGGGGUUGGUUGGGGGUGGGGGGGUUGGGUGGUUGGGUGGGGGUGUUGGGGGGUUUGGUGGUUUGGGGUGAGGGGGGGGGUGGUUGGGGGGGGUUUGGGGGGGGGUGGGGUUGUUGGUGGGUUGGGGGGGGUUGGGGGGGGGGGUGUUGUGUGGGGUGUGGGGGGUGGUGUGGUGUGGUGUGGUGGUGAGGUGAGUGGGUGGUGGGGGGUUGGGGUGGUGGGGGGGUGUGGUGGGUGUGGGGUUUGUUUGUGUUGGUGGUGGGUUGGGGUGGGGUGGUGUUGUGUGUGGGGGGAGGGGUUUGUGAGAUUGUUUGGUUUUUGUUUUGUUUGUUGUGAUGUUUGGUGGUGGGGGGUGUGGGUGGAGGGGGUUGUUUUUUUUGGGAAGUGGGGGGGGGGUGUGGGGGUGGGGGUUGUGUGUGGGGGGGGGUUGGUUUGGUUGUUGGUUGUUUGGUUUUGGGGGUUGGGGUGUGUGGGUGGUUGGGGGGGGUGGGGUUGGUGUGGGGGGGGGGGGGGGGGGGUGGGGGUGGGGUUGUGGUGGGGGGGGUUGGGUGGUGGGGGUGGGGGUGUGGGGGGGGGGGGUGGGGGGGGUGAGAUUGGUGUGGGGGGGUGGGGGUGGGGGGUGGGGGGGUGGUGUGUUGGGGGGGGGGGGUGGGGGUGGUUGAUGGGGGGGUUUGUGGGGGGGGGUGUGGGGGGGGGUGGGGGGUGGGUUGGUUGGGGGGGGGGGUGGGUGGUGUGGGGUGUGUUGUUGGGGGUUGGGGGGGGGGUGUGGGUGGGGAUGUGUGGGGGGGGGGGUGGUGGGGGGGUGGGGGGGUGGGGGGGUGUGGGGGUGGUGGGUGUGUGGUGUGGGGUGGGGGGUGGGGUUUGGUGUGUUUGGGGUGGGUGGGGGGGGGGGGUGGGGGUGGUGGGGUGGGGGGGGGGUUGUUUUUGGGGGGUGUUGGGGUUGGGGUGGUGUGUGUGGUGUGUUAUGGUGGGGGGGGGGGGGGGGGUUGGGGUGUUGGGGUUGGUGUGGGGUGUUGGGAGUUUGGUUGUUGGGGGUGGGGGGGUUGGUUGGGGGGGGGGUGGGUGGUGGGGGGGGGGGGUGGGUGGUGUGGUGUGGGUGGGGUUGGUGUGUGUGGUGUGGGGUGGUUGUUUGGGUUUGGGUGGUGGUGGGGGGGGUGGGGGUUGGUGGGUUGGGGUGGUGGGUUGGGGGGGUGGGGGGUUGUGGGUGGGGUGGUGGGGGGGGGGGUGGGUGGGGGUGGGGGUUGAUUGGGUGGUGGGGGGUUUGUGGUGGGGGGGGGGGGGGGGGUGGGGUGGUUGGGGGGUGGGGGGGGUGUUGGUGUGGUGGGGGUGGUGUGGUGGGGGGUGGGUGGUGGGUUUGGUGGGGGUGGGUUGGGGGGGGGGGGGGGGGGGGGUUGGGGUUUGGGUGUUGGGGGUGAUGGGGGGGGUGGUGGGGGGUGGGGGGGUGGGUGGGGUGUGUUGUGGGGUUGGGGUGGUGGGGGGGGGGGGGGUUGUGGUGGUGUGGGGGUGGGUGGGGGUUUUGUUUUUGGGGGGGGGGGGGGGGUUGGGGGUGUUGUGUGUGUUGUGGGGUGUUUUUUGGGGUUUGUUGUGGGGGGGUGGGGGGGGGGUGUGGUGGGUGGGGUGGGGUUGGGGGGUGGGGGGGGGUGUGGGGGGGGGUUGGGGGGGGGUGGGUGGUUGGUUUUGGGGGGGGGGGGGGGGGGGGGGGGGGGGUGGGUGGGGGGGGGUGGGGUUGUGUGGGGGGGGUGGGGGGGGGGGGGGGGGGGGGUUGUGUGGUGUGGGUGGGGGGGGGGUGGGUGUUGUGGGGGUGGUUGUGGGGGGGUUGGGUGUGGUUGGUGUUGGGGGGGGGUGGGGUGGGGUUGGGGGGGGGGUGGGGUUGUUGGGGUUGUGGGGGGUGGGGGGGGUGGGGUUGGGGGGGGGGGGGGGGGGGGUGGUGUGUUUGGGGUGUGGGGUGGGUGGGGUGGGGGGGGUUGGGGGUGGGGGGGGUUGUGUGGGGGUUGGGGGUGGUGGGGGGGGGGGGGUGGGGGGGGGGGUUGGUGUGGUGUUUUGGGUGGGGGGGGGGUGGGGGGGGGGGGUGGGUGGGGGGGGGGGGGUGGGGGUGGGGGGGUGGGGUUUGGGUGGGGGGGGUGUGGGUGGGGGGGUGUGGGUUGGGGUGGUGGGGUGUGGGUUGGGGGGGGUGGUGUGGGGGGGUUUGGGGGGUGGGGGGUUUGGUUGGGGUUUGUGUGUGGGUGGGAUGUGGGGUGUUGUGGUUGUUUGGGGGGGGGUUGGGGUGGUGGGGGGGGUGGUGGGGGGGGUGUGUUGGGGGGUGUGUGGGGGUUGGGGGUGGUGUGUUGGUGUUGUGGGGGGUUUUGGGGGGUGGGGUGGGGGGGUUUGGGGGGUGGGGUUGGGUUGGGUUGUGGUGGGGGUGUUGUGGGGGGUUUGUGUGGGGUGGGGGGGGGUGGGGGGUUGGGGGGGGGGUGGUGGGGGUGGGGGGGGGUUGGUGUGGGGUGGGGUGGGGUGGGGGGGUUGGGGGGGGGGUUGGGGGGUGUUGGGGUGGGGUGGGGGUGUGGGUGGGGGUGGUGGGGGGUGGGGGGGGGGUGUUGUGUGGGGUGGUUUGGGGGGGUGGGGGGGGGUUGGGGGUGGUUGGUGGGGGGGGUUGGGGGGGUUGGUGGGGGGGGUGGGGGGGGGGGGGGGUGGGGGGGGGGGGGGGGGUUGGGUGGGUGGGGGUGGUUGUUUGUGUUUUGUGGUUGUGGGGGGGGGGGGUGGGGGGGGGUGGUGGGGUGUGGUGUUGGUGGGUGGGGGGGGGUUGUUGGUUGGGUGGGGGGUGGGUUGUGGGUGGUGUGGUUGUUGGGGUGGUUUGGGGUUGGGGUGUGGUUGGUGGGGGGUUGGGGGUGUUGGUGGGGUAGUUUGGGUUUGUGGUUUGGGUGUUUGGGGGGGGGGUGUGGGUUGGGGGGGGGUUUGGUGUGGGUGGUGGGUGGGGGGGGGGGGGGUGGGGGUUUUGGGGGGGGGGUGGGGGGGGGUGUGUUUUGGUGGGGGGGGGGUUGUGGGGGGGUUGGGUUGGGGGGGGUGGGGGGGGGGGGGGUGGGGGGUGGGUUGGUGGGUGGGGGGGGGGGGGUGGGGGGGGGGGGGGGGUGUUGGGGGGAGGGGUUGGGGGUGGGGGGGGGGGGGGUGGGGUGGGGUGUGUGGGGGGGUGGGGGGGGGGGGGUGGGGGUGGGGUGGGGGGGUGGGGGUUUUGGGGUUUGGGGGGGGUGGGGGGGGGGUUGGUGUUGGGGGGGGGGGGGGUGUGGGGUGGUGGGUGGUGGGGGGGGGGGGUUGUUGGGGGGGGUGGGGGGGUGGGGUGGGUGGGGGGGGUUGGGGUGGGUUGGGGGGGGGUGGGGUGGUUUGGGUGUGUGGUUGGGGGGGGGUGGGGGUGGGGUGGGUGGUGGGUGGGGGGGGGGUGGGGGGGGGGGGGUGGGGGGGGGUGGGGGGUUGGGGGUGGGGGGGGGGGGGGGUGGGUGGGGGUGUUGGGGGGGGGGGUGGGGGGGGGGGGGGGGGGGGGGGGGGGGGGUGGGGGGGGGGGGUGGGGGGGGGGGGUGGGGGGGGGGGGGGGGGGGUGGUGGGUGGGGGGUGGGGGGGGUGUGGGGGGGGGGGGGGGGGGGGGGGGGGGGGGGGGGGGGGGGGGGGGGGGGGGGGGGGGGGGGGGGGGGGGGGGGGGGGGUUGGGGGGGGGGGGGUGGGGGGGGGGGGGGGGGGGGGGGGUGGGGGGGGGGGGGGGGUGGGGGGGGGGGGGGGUGGGGGGGGGGGGGGUGGGGGGGGGGGGGGGUGGGGGGGGGGGUGGGGGUGGGGGGGGGGGGGGGUGGGGGGGGGGGGGGGUGGGGGGGGGGGGGUGGGGGGGGGGGUGGGGGGGGGGGGGGGUGGGGGGGGGGGGGGGGGGUGUGGGGGGGGGGGGGUGGUGGGGGGGGGGUGGGGGGGUGGGGUGGGGGGGGGGGGGGGGGUGUGGUGGGUGGGUGGGGGGGUGGGGGGGGGUGGGGGGGGGGGGGGGGGGAGUUGGGGGGUUUGUGGGGGGGGGUUGUGUGUGGGGGUGGGUUGGUGGGGGGGGGGGGGUGUGUGGGGGGGUUGGGGGGUGGUGUGGGUGGGGGGUGGGGGGGUUGUGGUGUUGUGGUUGGGUUGUUUGGGGUGGGGGUGGGUGGGGGUGUUGGGGGGGGUGUUGGGGGGGGGGGGGGGGGUUUGUGUGGUGUGUGUUGGUGGGGGGGGGUGGGGGGGGGGUUUGGGGGGGGGGGGGGGUGGGGGGGGGGGGGGGGGGGUGGGGGGGGUGGGGGGGGUGUGGGGGGGGGGGUGGUGGUGGGGGGGGGGGGGGGUGGGGGGGUGUGGGGGGGGUGGGGGGGGGGGGGGGGGGGGGUGGGUGGGGUGUUGGGUGGGUGGUGUGUGGGUUGGGUGGUGGGGUUGGGGGGGGUGUGGGGGGGGGGGGGGGGGGGGGGGGGUGGGGUGGGGGGGGUUUGGUUGUGGUUUUGUUUUGUUUUUGGUUGUUUUUUGGGUGUUUGUGUGUUGUUUUGGUUGUUUUUUUGGAUUUGUUGUUUUUGUGUUUGGUUUGUUGUUUUUUUGUGGUUGGUUUUUUGUUGGUUUUUUGGGUUUGUUGUUUUUGUUGGGUUUUUUUGUGGUUAUUUGUGUGGGUGGGGGGGGGGGGGGGUUUUUUGUAUGGGUUUGUGUGUUUGGUGGUUGUUGGUUUUUGGGGUGUGGUUUGGGUUGUGUUGGUUGUGGUGUUUGGGGGGGGGGGUUUGUUGGGGGGGGGGGGUUUGGUUGGGGGUGGUGUGGGGGGGGGGGGGGGGGGGGGGUGGGGUGUUUUGGGGGUGGGGGGUGGUUUGGGUUGGGGUUGGGGGUGGGGGGUUGGUUUUGGUUGGUUUGGGGGGUGGGGUGGGGGGGUGGGUGGUGGGGGGGGGGUGGGUGGGGGGGGGGGGGGUGGGGUGUUUGGGGGGUUUGUGGGUUUGGUUUGUGUGGGGUGGUGGGGGGGUGGGGGGGGGUUUGGGGGGGGGGGGGGGGGGGGGGGGGGGGUUGGGGGGGGGGGGGGUGGGGUGGGGUGUUGGGGGUUGGGUUGGUGGUGGGGGGGGGGGGUGGGGUUGGGGGGGGGGGGGGUGGUGGUUGGGGGGGUGUGGGGUUGGGGGGUGGGGUUGUGGGUGGGUGGGGGGUGGGGUGGGGGUGGGGGUGGUGUGGGGGGGGGGGGGGGGGGGUUGUGGGUUUUGUUUGGUGGGGGGGGGUGGGGGGGGGGGUUGGGUUGGGGGUGGGGGGGGGGUGGGUGGGGGGUGUUUGGGUUUGGGGGGGUUGGGGUGGGGGGGGGGUGGGGUGGUGGGGGGGGGUGGGUGGUGGGGGGUGGGUGGGGGUGGGGGGGGGGGUUUGUGGGGGGUUGUUUGGUUGGGUGGUGGGUGUGGGGUGGGGGGUUUGGGGUGGGGGGGGGGGUGUGGGGGGGGGGGGUGGGGGGGUGGGUGGGGUUUGGGUGGGGGGGGGGGGGGGGGUGGGGGUGGGUGUUUGUUGGUGGGGGGGGGGUUGGGUUUGGGUGGGGGGGGUGGGUGGGUGGGGGGGUGGGGGGUGGGGGGGGGGGGGUGGGGGGGGGGGUUGGGGGGGUGGGUGUGUUGUGGUGGUGGUGGGGGGGGGGAGGGGGGGGGGUGGGGGUGGGGGGGGGGGGGUGGGGGGGGGGGGUGUUGGGUGGUGGGGGUUUGUGGGGGUGGGGUGGGUUGGGGGUGGGGGGGGGGGUUUGGUUGGGGGUGUGUGUUGUUUUGGGUUUGGUGGGGGGUGUUGUGGUGUGGGUGUGGGUUGUUGUUUGGGUGUUGGUUUUGUGGGGUGUUUGUGGUGGUGUGUGUGGGGUUGGUGGGGGUGGUUGGGGGGGGGGGUGGGGGUGGGGGUGUGUUUUGGGGGUGGGGGGGGGGUGGGGGUUGGGGGGGGGGUGUUGUUGGGUGGGGUGGGGGGUGUGGUGGGUGGGGGGUUGGGGUGGUUGGUGGGGUGGGGGGGGGGGGGUGGGUGUGGGGUUUGUUGGUGGUGUUGGGGGGGGGUUGGGGGGGGGGGGUGGGGGGGGUGGGGGUUGGGGGGGGGGUGUGGGUUGGGGUGGUGGGGGGGGGGGGGGUGGGUUUUGGUGGGUGGGGGGUUUGGGGGUGGUGGGGGGGGGGUGGGGGUUGGUGGGGGUGGGGUGGGGGGGGUGUGUUGUUUGUUUGGGUGAUGGGGGGUUGUGGGGGGGGUUGGGUGGUGUGGUGUGGGGGGUUGUGGGGGGUGGUGGGGGGGUGGGGGUGGGGGGGGUGGUUGGGGGGGGGGGGGUGGGGGUGGGUGGGGGGGGGGUUUUGGGUUGGGUGGGUGGGGUGGGGGGUGGGGGGUUGGGUGGUGUUGGGGGUGGGGGGGGGGGGGGGGGGUUUUUGGGGGUGUUUUUGUGGUGGGGGGUGGUGGGGGGGGUGGGGGUUGGGUUGUGGUGGGGGGUGGGGGUGGGGUGGGGGGUGGGGGUGGUGGGGUGGUGGUUGGUGGUGUGUUGGUUUGUGGUUGGGUUGGUGUGGGUUUGGGGGGGGGGUUUGGGUUUGGGGGUUUGGGGGGGGGGUGGGUUGGGGGGGGGGGUGGUGGUGGGUGGGGUUGUGUGGGGGUGUUGGGGGUGGUUGUGGUGGUGUUGUGGGGGGUGGGGGGUGGGGGGGUUAGGUUGGGGGGGGGGGGGGGGGGGGGGGGUGGGGUGGGGGGGGGGGGGGGGGGGGGGUUGGGGGGGUGGGGGGGGGGGGGGGGGGGGGGGUGGGUGGGUGGUGGGGGGGGGGGGUGGUUGGGGGGUUGGGGUGUGGUGGGGGGGGUGGUUUGUGUUUGGGUGUUGUUGUUUUUGUUGGGGGGUGGUUUGUGGGGGGGGGGGGGGUGUGGGUGUGUUUGUUGGGGUGGUGGGGGGGGGUGGGGGUGGUGGGGGGGGGGGGUGGGUGGGUUGUGGGGGGGGUUGGUGGGGGGGGGGGUGGUGGUGUUGGGUUGGGGGGGGUUUGUUGGGGUGUUUUGGGGUGUGGGGGGUUUGGGGGGGGGUGGUUUGGUUGUUUAUGGGUUGGGGUUGGGUUGUGUUGGUUGGGGGUUUGGUUUGUGGGUUGUGUUGGUUGUGUGUUUGGGGUGGGGUGGUGGUGGGGGGUGGGGGGUGGGGGGGGGUUUGGGGGGGGGAGGGGGGGGGGGAGGUGGGGGUGGGUGUGGGGUGGGGUGAGGGGGGGGGGGGGGGGGUGGGGGUGUGUGUGGUGUGGGGGGGUGUGUGUGGUUGUGGUUGUUGUUUGGGGGUGUGGGGGUGUGUGGGGGUGUGGGUGUGUUUGGGUGUGGGGUUGUUUGGGGUGGUGGUGGGGUGUGUGGUUGUGGGGGGUUUUGUGGGGUGUGUGGGGGUGUGUGGGGGGGUGUUGGGGGGUGUGUGUGGGUUGGGGGGGUUGUGUUGGUUGGGGGGUGUGUGUGGGGGGUGGGGGGGGGUUUGGGGGGUUGGGGGGUGUGUGUGGGUGUUGGGGGUGUGUGUGGGGUGGGGGUUGGGUGUGUGGUUUGGGGGGGGAGUUGUGUGGGGUGUGUGGGUUUUGGUGUGGGUGGGGGGGUUGGUUAGGUUGGUGUGGGGGGGGGGGGGUGGUGGGGUGGGGGGGUUGGGUGUGUGUGUGUUGUGUUUGGGGGUGGUUUGUGGGGUGGUGGUUGUGUGGGGUGUUGGAGGUUUGGGUGGGUUGGGGGGUGGGUGGGUGGUGGGGGGGUUUUGGGUGUGGUUGUUGGGUGGGGGGUGGAGGGUAGGUGUUUUGUUUGGUUUGGGGUGGGGGGUGGUUUGGGUGGGUGUGGUGUUGGGGGGGGGUGGGUUUUUGGUGGGGUGGGUGUUGGGGGGGGGUUGUGGGGGGGGUGUUGGGGUGUUGGGGGGUGGGGUUGGGGGGUUUUUGGGGGGGGGGUUUGGUUUUUGGGGGGUGUGGGGGGGGGGGGUUUUGGUGGUUUUGUUGUUGGGUGUGGGGGGUGGGGGGGGGGGGGGGUUGUAUGGGGGGUGGGGGGGGUGGGUUGGUUGUGGGUGUGUGGGUGGGGAGGGGGGGGGUGGGGUAGGGGGGGGGUGUUGUGGGUGUUGGUUUGUGUGUUUGGGGGUUGGGGGUUGGUGGGGGGGUGGGGGGGUUUUUGGGGGUUGGGGUGGGUGGGGGGGGGGUGGGGGGUGGGGUGUUGGGGGGGGGUGGGUUGGGGUUUGGGUGGGGGGGGGUUGUUUUGGGGGUUUGUUGUUGUGUAUUUGUGUGGGGGUUUGUUGUUGUGGGGGUGGUUGGGGGGGUUGUUUGGGGUGGUGUUGUUGGGUUGGUUGGGGGGGGGGGGGGGGUGUGGUGUUGGGUUUGUGUGGUUUGGGGGUGGUUGGGGUAAGUUGGUGUGGGGUGGGUAGGUUAGGGUGGGGGGGUGGGUUGGUUGUUGGGUGGGGGGGAUAUGGAUGUGUGGGUAUUUGUUUGGGGGGGUGGUUAGGGUUGUUUUGUUGGGGGUUGGGUUUGUGUGUGAUUGUGUGGGUGUGGUGUGUUUGUGUGUUGGUGUUGAAGGGGUGUAGUUAUGUUUGUGGGGGGGGGGUGUGGUUUGGGGGGUUUGUGGUGUGGUUUGGUGUUUGGGGGGGGAUUUUGGGAUGGGUGGUGGGGUUGGGGUUUGGGGGGUGGGUGUGUGGUGGUAUGUGUUGGGGGUGUUUGUGGUGGUUGGGGGUGAUUUUUGGUGUUGUGUGUUUUGAAUGUUUUGUGUGGUUGGGUGGGGGUGUUUGUGUGGUGUGGGUGUUUGUUUUGGGGUGGGUGUGGUUUGUGUGGGGGAUAUGGUUUUGGGGGGGGGGGGGUUGGGUGGGUGUUGUGGGGUGUUGGGGUGUGUGGUUUGGUUGUUUGGGUUGUGGUGUGUGGGGGGGGUGGGGUGGGGUUUUGUGUGGGUUGGUGGGGGGGGGGUGGGGGUGGGGUGUGUGGGGGGGUGGGGGGUGGGGGGUGUGUGGGGGGGUGGGGGGUGAUGGGUGUGUGGUUUGGUGGGGGGGGGUGGGUGUGGGGUGUGGGGUUUGUGUGGGUGUGUUGGGGGGUUGUGUGGGGGGGGGGUGUUUUUUUUGGGGUUUUGGGGGGGAGGUGUUGGGGGUGUGUUUGUUGGGGUUGGGUUGGUGUGUGGGUGGUGUGUGUGGGUGGGGGGGGGGGGGGGGGGGGUUGGUUGGGGGGGGGGGGUGUGGGGGGGGGGGGGGGGUGGGUGGGGGUUUGUGUAGGGGGGGUGGUGGGGUUUUGUGGUGGGGGGAGGUUGGUGGGGGUGGGGGGGUGGGUGGGUUGGGUUGGGUUUUUAUGGUGGGUGGGGGGGGUUUUGGGGGUUUGUGGGGGGGUUGUGAGGGGGGGGGGGGGGGGUUUGGUGGGGGUGGUUGGGGGGGGGUGGUGGUUUGGGGGUGGAGUGGGUUGGGGGGGGGGGGUGUUGUAUGGGGGGGGGGUUGGGGGGUGGUGGUGGGUUGGGGUGUGGUGGUGGGUGGGUGUUGGGGUUGGUGUGGGGUUUGGGUGGUGUGUGGGGUGUUGUUUGUGGGGUGGUGGGGUGUGUUGUGGGGGGGGUGUUUGUGUGUGGGUUGGGGUUUUUUGUUGGGUGGGGGGUUGUGUGUUUUUGUGGUGGUGGGUGUGGGGGGGGGGGGUGGUUGGGGGUGGUGUGUGUGGGGGGGGGUUUGGUUAUUUAGUUGUGGUUGGUGUGUGGGGUGUGUGGGGUUGGGGGGGGGGGUGGUUGUGUGGGGGGGGGGGGGGGGGGGGGGGGGGUGGGGUGGGUUUGGGGUGUGUGGGGGGGUUUGGGUUUGGUUGUUUUGGGUUGUGUGGGGGGUUGGGUUGGUGGGUGUGUUUUUGGGGUUGGUUGGGGAUGUUGGGGGGGGUUGGGGGGGGGGUGUUGGGGGGGGGGUGGUUGGGGGGGGGGGGGUUGGGGUGGUUGGUGGGGGGGUGGGUGGGGUGGUGGGGGGGGGUUUGGGGUGGUGUGUGGUGGUGGUUGGUGUUGGGGGUUGGGGGGGGGUGGGGUGGGUGUUUGGGGGGGGGGGGGUGGUGGGGGGGGGGGAGGUUGGGGGGGGUGGGGUUGGGGGUGUGGGGAGUAUUGUUUGGUAUUGUUGGGGGUUAGGUUGGUUUGUGGUGGGGUGUGGGGGGGGUGGGGGUGUGGGGGUUGGGGGGGGGUUGGGGAUUUUAGGUUGGUUGGGUUUUAUGUGUGUUUGUUUUGUUGUGUUGGGGUGGGGGGGUGGGGGUUGGUUUGGGUGGUUGUUAGUGUGUGGGGUUGGUGGUUGUUGGGUGGGGUGUUGGUUGGGGAUGUGGUGGGGGGGGGGGUGUGAUUGGUGUGGUUGGUUGGGGUGGUUGUGGUUUGUUGGUUUGGGGGGUGAGGUGUGGGUGUGGGGGUGUGGUUUUGGUUGGGUUGGGGGUGUUUGGGGGUGGGGUGGGGUGGGGUGGGGGGGGGUGUGGGUGGGGGGGGGGGGUUGGGGUGGGGGUGGGGGGGGUUGGUGGGGGGGGUUGGGGGGGGUGUUGGGGUGGGGUGGGGGUGGUGUGGUGGGGGGGUUGUGUUGUGGGGGGGGGGGGGGUGGGGGGGGGGUGGGGUGGUUGGGUUUUUGUAGUUUGGGGUGUAGUGUGGGGUGUGGUGUUUGGGGGGUGGGGUGGUGUUGUGUGGGGGGUGUGGGGGGUGGGGGAGGGGGGGGGGGUGGGGUUUUGUUUGUGAGGGGGGGGGUUGGGGAGGGGUUUGUUUGUUGUUGGGUGUGGUGUUGUGUGUGGGUAGGUGGGGGUGUUUUUUGGGGGUGUUGUGUGGGGGGGGGUGGGGGGGUUGGUUGGGGUGGGGGGGGGGGGGUUGGGGAUUUGAUGUGUUGUGUGGUGUGGGUGGUUGGGUGGUGGGUGUGGGUGGGGUGGGGUGGGGGGGGGUUGGUGGGGGGGGUAGGUGGUGGGUGGGUGUUUGGUUGGUUGUGGUUUGGGGGUGUUGGGGUGGUUGGUGGGGGUUGUGGGGGGGGGGGGGGGGGGUUGGUGGUGGUUUGUUGUUGGGGGGGGGGGUGGGGGGUUUGGUGGGGGGAGGUUGGUGUUUGUUUGGGGUUGUUGUUGUUGGGGGUUGGUGUGGUUGGGGGGGGGUGUGGUGUGGUUUGGUUGUGGGUUGGUGGGGGGUUGUGUUUUUGGGGGGGUGGGGGGGGGGGGUGGUAUAGUUUGGUGUUGUGUGGGGUUGGGUUUGGGUUGGGUUGGUUGGGGUGGUGUUGGGGUGGUGUUUUGGGGGGUUGGGGGGUUUUGGGGGGGGGUUUUUUGGGGGGUUUGAUUUUUUGGGUUUUUUGGUUGGGGGUGGUGUGGGGUGUGUUGGUGGGGGGGGGUUGUGGUGGUGUGUGGGGUUGGGUGGGGGGGGGGGGGUGGUGGGUGGGUUGGUGUUGGGGGUUGGUGUGGGGUUGGGUGGGGGGUGGUGUGGGGGUUUUUGGGGGUUGGGGUGUGGUGGGUGGUUUGUUGUGGGGUGGGGGGUUUGUGGGUUGUUGGGGGGGGGGUUGGGGGGAGGGUUGGGGGUUGGGGGGUGGGGGGGGGUGUGUUUGGGGGUUUUGGAGGGGGGGUUGGGGGAUGUGGGUGUUUUUGUUGUGGGGGGUUGGGGGGGGGGGGGUGGGGGUGUGGGGUUGGGGGGUUGGGUUGGGGUGGGUGUGUGGGGGGGUGGUUGUUGGUUUUUGGUGUGGGGGUUGGGGGGGGGGUGGGGGGUUGUGGGGGUGUGGUGGGUUGGGGGGGGUGUGUGGGUUGGGGUGGUGGGGGGGUGGGGGGGGGGGUGGGGGGGUUUGGGGGGUUGGGGGUUGGGUGGGGGGAGGGUGGGGGUGGGGGUGGGGGUGUGGGGGGGGUGUUGGGGGGGUGGGGUUGUGUGGGGGGUGGGGGGGGGGGGGGGGUGUUGGUGGGGGUGGGGUGGUGGGUGGGUGGGGGGGGGGGGGGGGGGUGGGGGGGGGGGGGGGUUGGUGGGUGGGGGUGGUUGUUUGUGUUUUGUUUGGUUGGGGUGGGGGGUGGGGGGGGGGGGUGGGUGUGGGGUUGUGGUGGGUGGGUUGUGGGUGGUUGGGGUGGUUGGUUGUGGUGGUUUUUUUUUGGGUGGUUUGGGGGUGGGUGUUGGGGGUGGGUUGGUGUGGUUGUUGGGUGGGUUGGGUGUGGGUGGGGUGGGGGUUGUUUGGGUUUGUGGUUGGGGUGUUGGGGGGGGGGUGUGGGUUGGGGGGGGGUUUGGUGUGGUGGGUGGGGUGGGGGGGGGGGGGGGGGGGGGGUGGGGGGGUGGGGGGGGGUGGGGGGGGGUUGUGUGGGGGGUUGUGGGGGGUUGGGGUGUGGGGGGGGGGGGGGUGGGGGGGGGGGGGGGGGGGUGGGGGGUGUUGGUGGGUGGGGGGGGGGGGGGGUGGGGGGGGGGGGGGGGUGUGGGGGUUGGGGGUGGGGGGGGGGGGGGGGGGUGGGGUGGUGAUUGGGGGGGGUGGGGGGGGGGGGGUGGGGGGUUGGUGGUGGGGGGGUGGGGUGUUGGGUGGGGGGGGGUUUUGGGGGGGGGUGGGGGGGGUGGGGGUUUGGGGGUGUGGGUGGGGGGGGGGGGGUGUGGGGGUGGUGUGGUGGGGGUUGGAGGGUGGGGGGGGUGUUUUGGGGUUGGGUAUGGUGGGUGGGGGUGGGGUGGUUGGUGGGGGGGGGGGUGGUUGGGGUUGUGUUUUUUGUGUUGGGUUGGGGGGGGGGGUUGGGUGGUGGGGGUGGGAGGUGGUGGGGGGUGGUGUGGGGGGGUGGGGGUGGGGGGGGGUGGUUGUGUGGGGGGGGGUGGGUGGGGGGGGGGGGGGGGGGUGGGGGGGGGGGGUGGGGGGGGGGGGGGGGGUGGGGGGGGGGGGGGGGGGUGGGUGGGGGGGGUGGGGGGGUGUGUUGGGGGGGGGGGGGGGUGGGGGGGGGGGGGGGGGUGGGGGGGGGGGGGGUGGGGGGGGGGGGGGGGUGGGGGGGGGGGUGGGGGGGGGGGGGGGGUUGGGUGGGGGGGGGGGGUGGGGGGGGGGGUGGGGUUUUGUUUUUUUGGGGGGGGGGGGGGGGGGGGGGUGGGGGGGGGGGGGGUGGGGGGGGGGGGUGGGGGGGGGGGUGGGGGGGGGGGUGGGGGGGGGGUGGGGGGGGGUGGGUGGGGGGGGGUGGGGGUGGGGUGGGGGGGGGGGGGGGGGGGGUGGUGGGUGGGGUGGGGGGGUGGGGGGUGGGGGGGGGGGGGGGGGGGGUGUUGGGGGUUGUGGGGGUGGUUUUGGGGGUGGGGUGGGUUGGGGGUGGGGUGUGUGGGUUGGGGCGUGUGGGUGGGGUGGUUGUGGUGUUGUGGGUUGGGGUUGUUUUGGGGGGGUGUGGUGGGUGUUUGGGGGGGGGUGGUGUUGGGGGGGGGGGGAUGUGUGUGUGUGUAUAUUGUUUGGUGGUGGGUGGGGGGGGGGGGGUUUUUUGGGGGUUGUUGGGGUGUGUGGGGGGGGGGGGGGGGGGUGUUGGUGGUUUUUGGGGGGAGAGUGGGGGGGGUGGGUGGUGGAGGGGGUUGGGGGUUGGGGGGUUUUAGGGGGGUUGGUAGGGGGGGGGGGGGAUGGGUUUGGGGGGGUGGGGUGGGUGGGGUUGAAGACGGAGGAUGGUUGGUUGUUGGUGGUGUGGGUGUUGUGGGAUAUGAUUGGGGUGAGGUGGGGUUGGGGGGGUGUUGAGGAUAGGAUUUUGGGGUGGGGGUGUUUUUGGGAGGGGUUGGUAUAA